This is a messenger RNA of Anoplopoma fimbria (sablefish), 2975 nucleotides long. It is a transcript of the gene smad3b, whose product is annotated as SMAD family member 3b. The transcript is spliced from 9 exons. The record is from RefSeq and is a predicted model, not a curated record. Lineage: Eukaryota; Metazoa; Chordata; Actinopteri; Perciformes; Anoplopomatidae. Gene Ontology annotation, cellular component: heteromeric SMAD protein complex. Gene Ontology annotation, molecular function: I-SMAD binding; DNA-binding transcription factor activity, RNA polymerase II-specific; RNA polymerase II cis-regulatory region sequence-specific DNA binding. Gene Ontology annotation, biological process: cell differentiation; transforming growth factor beta receptor signaling pathway; BMP signaling pathway. Bases 19 to 1296 code for a protein of 425 amino acids.
CACAAGAACACAGUAACAAUGUCCAUCCUGCCGUUCACUCCUCCCAUCGUGAAGAGGCUGCUCGGCUGGAAGAAGGGAGAGCAGAACGGCCAGGAGGAGAAAUGGUGCGAGAAGGCUGUCAAAAGUCUGGUGAAGAAGUUGAAAAAGACUGGACAGCUGGACGAGCUGGAGAAGGCCAUCACAACACAGAGUGCCAACACCAAAUGCAUCACCAUACCCAGAUCUUUAGAUGGGCGUCUGCAGGUCUCCCACAGAAAAGGUCUUCCUCAUGUCAUCUACUGUCGCUUGUGGCGCUGGCCAGACCUGCAGUCCCACCAUGAGCUGAGGGCCGUCGACCACUGUGAAUUCGCCUUUCACACCAAGAAGGAUGAAGUCUGCGUCAACCCCUACCACUACCAGAGGGUGGAGACGCCCAUUCUGCCUCCUGUCCUGGUACCACGACAUACAGAUAUCCCUGCAGAGUUUCCACCGUUAGAUGACUACAGUCCAUCCAUCCCUGAGAACACCAACUUCCCCGCUGGCAUUGAGCCCCAGAGUAACUAUAUUCCUGAAACUCCCCCACCAGGGUAUCUGAGUGAGGAUGGUGAGACAAAUGACCACCAGCUCAACCACAGCAUGGACACAAGUUCACCCAGCGUGUCACCCAAUCCUGUGUCACCCGCAAACAGUAAUCUUGACUUACAACCCGUGACAUACUGCGAAUCUGCCUUCUGGUGCUCGAUCUCCUACUAUGAGCUGAACCAGCGUGUAGGAGAGACCUUCCAUGCCUCCCAGCCCUCCCUCACUGUGGAUGGAUUCACAGACCCAUCCAACUCUGAACGCUUCUGUUUGGGCUUGCUGUCCAACGUCAACCGCAACUCGGCAGUAGAGCUCACACGCAGACACAUAGGACGGGGCGUGAGGUUGUACUACAUUGGAGGAGAGGUGUUCGCAGAGUGCCUCAGUGACAGCGCCAUCUUUGUCCAGAGUCCUAACUGCAACCAGCGCUAUGGCUGGCAUCCUGCCACUGUCUGCAAAAUACCUCCAGGCUGCAACCUGAAGAUCUUCAACAACCAGGAGUUUGCUGCUCUUCUUGCCCAGUCAGUCAACCAGGGCUUUGAGGCCGUCUACCAGCUCACCAGAAUGUGCACCAUUCGCAUGAGCUUUGUCAAGGGUUGGGGAGCAGAGUACAGACGUCAGACAGUGACCAGCACCCCCUGCUGGAUAGAACUGCAUCUCAAUGGCCCUUUGCAGUGGCUGGACAAGGUUCUCACACAGAUGGGCUCUCCCAGCAUCCACUGCUCCAGUGUGUCCUAGGAGCAGCACAUGCUUCCCAGACAACCCCCUUCCCAUCCACUUAAACACAUAUCCACCAUCCACAUAGGAAAAGUCAAGCGUCCCCCAAUAAGGAACGAGACGCCUCUCAUCAAAUCAAAAAAUCAUUCUCGUCCCUUGCUGUCUACCAUUUCACCUCACCUCUAUAGCACUUUCCUCAGUACCAUUUAGUGUCUGCAUUUGAUGGUUAUUUUAGGACUUGUACAUUGUUUUGUUUUCAUGUGUUCGGGCAGCCACAGGGUAUUUGCAAUAGGUUUCAAAAGACUAACUACAUUUUCUUCAUUCUUCAUUCAGACAUGUCUAUCCUCAGUGUUGUCAUUUUUUUUUUUUUUUUUUAAACGAAGGAGAUUGAAAUGUAUGUUUCCCAAGUUGAAGUUAUGGCACAUUUCCAGCUUGGUCACCUUUUUAAAAUGUUUCAAAACAUUUUUGAUUCUAUGAAUUAGCUAAAAUAUGCUAUCAUCACUGGUGUUUCAGUGUCCCAGUACCACUCUUUGUAAUCACUGAAUUAAGAGGCUUAUUUAUCAAUUGAGCCAUAAAUUAACUUGAAAAAUGUCAUUCUGAGUAGUGAUUAAAUAGAAUAUAUUUAAUUAUUAUCUUAAGUACAAGGUACUUUGCCAAUAUUGAUUUAUCUGUAUAAAUUAAAGUGUCAAUUAUCUGAUUGAUCAUGUAAUUGGUAUUUUAUCUAUUUUAAAAUUAAAUAUAGACAUUAGCACCAUCGUUUCUUGAAAAGAACCCUUGUAUGAAAACUAUUUUGCUCAGUGAAAGAGACGUUUUCUAAGUUAUUUUUGCAUACUGUCCUGCAUGGGAAUAUAUUUUUUUUAUUGCCUUGAUAUGAUUGUACAUAAAUAUUUAUAGCUUGUGAUUUCUCGUAGUCAUGCAGUGUUUGAAACAGUGGCCCCAACUGACCUCCAGCAUGAGUAGAUUCACAAAAAGACUUUGCUUUAAUGACCCAAGACUUGGUCUGCUUAAAUGCAGACUUUUCUUACGUGGGUCAACUUAAGUGUGACAAAUAGAAUAACUGUACCAGCUAUUACUGUUAUAUGGACAAAGAGUAUGACAUACAGUAUGAACGAUCAUAGAGAACUGGUUGAAUUUGGGCAUCCAUGAGACUUCAGUUUGACGGGUACUCACUAGAGGCAACAGUGGCAGUGGCUCAACCAUCGAUGGCAUUUAGGGUAAAAACAUAAAUGCAAAUCUCCUCGCAUAUUACCAACUGUUAGCCAAUAGUACACUAUGCUCCUUGUGGGCAAAUGAUGCACUUCCAAUUUACUGUGUUGAUCAGUGUAACGCUUAAGUUCUAGUGGUAAAACUUGUCUAGUAAAUACUGAAUAUAACAUGUACAGUGCUACGAUAUAAGGCAUGUGUAAUAUGCUCGCUGUCCUUGUCUAUGAACCCACCAUGUUUAUCCUGCACUUAUGUAAGACUGAGUCACCAUGUAAUCUAUUUAAAGCAGUUACAAGGUGCUAAACUGAAAAACUGUACUACAGUGCAUUAGGUAGUUGGUAGUUCUGUAUCAGUACUUGUGUUUCUUGAUGUUCUUAGUUGGUGAUUUUCUGUUCCAAGUCUUAUGUACAUUCUUUUUUCAUGUAGCCUAAUAUAUUUUCUCAAAUGAACAUUGUUUUGUUAUCUGUGAACAUUUUAGGAAUUGCAAUUUUUUUUUU